Cannabis sativa is the source of this 1359-nucleotide messenger RNA. RefSeq lists its product as uncharacterized. Gene Ontology annotation, molecular function: RNA-DNA hybrid ribonuclease activity; nucleic acid binding. The transcript has a single exon. Lineage: Eukaryota; Viridiplantae; Streptophyta; Magnoliopsida; Rosales; Cannabaceae. The record is from RefSeq and is a predicted model, not a curated record. The coding region runs from base 1 to 1359 and encodes 452 amino acids.
AUGAGAAGCAAUCGCUUUGCUGUAAUGUGUCGGAAAGCCAAAUACUUUAAAGGAAAACCUUUCCUAGAGGGAUCUUAUAACGGAUCUUAUUCUUGGUUCUGGAAGAAUGUGGUGAAAUCCAGAGACUUAUUACUGAGAGGAGCGUGCAAUCUUAUCACUGACGGGAACGAUGCAAAUGUCUGGUUAGAACCUUGGGUGCUGCUUAGCAAGGAUUUCUUCGCUAAACCUAUUGGUUCGACCUCUGGGAGUGUGACGAAAGUCGCUGAGCUUCUUACGGAGGAUGGGGAUUGGGAUAUUCCUAAACUCCAGACUCAUUUUGAAUCCGGAACUGUUCGCGACAUAAUCAAAGGAGGUAAACCUUGGGGAGUAGGAGGAGACAGGUGGGUGUGGACAAAGGAGCCAAAUGGCCAAUUCUCAACCAAAUCAGCUUACCUAAUUUUGGCUUUGGAAAGAGCCCCUAAUAUUGUUGUUGCGCCAGGACAUUGGAACAAACUUUGGAGUUCCAAAAUCCUAGAGCAGCAUAAGGUCCUGUGGUGGAGCAUCCUUUCAAAUGCCCUCCCUAUUAGGGGACUCCUGGCGAAAAGAAUCAACAUAGACGAACUUUCUUGCCCCCUGUGUGGGGCAGCUGAGGAGUCCAUGGAGAACUUGUUCCUCCAUUGUGAUUUUGUGUACCAUUUGUGGAGAGCUUCCCCGUGGGGAAUCUUUCCGGUCCCCGACUUUGGAAGCAGAGUCUGGGAUUGGGUAACAUUUAUUUGGAACCUGAAGACGAAAGGGGUGGACACGGACAAGCUAUUUCUCUAUGCCUCGAUCGUUGUGGAUACUAUAUGGAGAACCCGAAAUGAUAAAGUUCAUAACUAUUAUUCGAGUAACAUUAAUACUGGUAUUGACUCUAUUUCUAAUUGUUUUACAGAUUAUGCUGACUGCUUGCUUUCCCCGACAGUAGAUGUGUUUCCUCCAGGUUGGUCGACCCCUCCUGAAGACUGGAUCAAAAUUAACUAUGAUGUUAAGGUUGGUGGUGAGUACAUGUGCAUUGCUGCCUUGGCUAGAGAUCAUUCAGGGACAGUUUUGUGGGGUGUGGCCAACAAUCUCAACUUCACAAAUCCUUUGAUUGGGGAGGCGGUGGCGUGCCAACUUACCAUGGAAAUUGCUGCUACCAGGGAGCAUGAAUUUAUCAUAAUUAAGAGUGAUUCAGAAGUGGUUAUAAAUGCAAUUAAAGGUGUCCAAUCCAAUUGGAACAUUGUUAAUUAUGUGUAUGCUUGUAAUCAACUCUAUAAGAAGUUUUUAUCUUGUAAUUUUUCUUUUAUCUCUAGAAGUUGUAACUUUGCGGCUCACAAUGUCGCUAGAUGGGUUUAUGCUUAA